AUGGACGAUCAACCCAGGUUGAUGCAUUCCCAUGCUGGGGUGGGGAUGGCAGGACAUCCCGGCCUGUCCCAACACAUGCAGGAUGGAGCAGGAGGGACAGAGGGCGAGGGAGGCAGGAAACAAGACAUUGGAGACAUUUUACAGCAGAUCAUGACCAUCACAGAUCAGAGUUUGGAUGAGGCACAAGCCAGAAAACAUGCUUUAAACUGCCACAGAAUGAAGCCGGCCCUUUUUAACGUCUUGUGUGAAAUCAAAGAAAAAACAGUUCUGAGUAUCCGGGGAGCCCAGGAAGAGGAGCCCACAGACCCCCAGCUGAUGCGACUGGACAACAUGCUGUUGGCAGAGGGCGUGGCAGGGCCUGAGAAAGGAGGAGGAUCAGCGGCGGCUGCGGCCGCAGCAGCAGCAUCCGGAGGGGCUGGCUCAGACAAUUCCGUGGAGCAUUCUGACUACAGAGCUAAACUCUCGCAGAUCCGACAGAUCUACCACACGGAGCUGGAGAAAUAUGAACAGGCGUGCAACGAAUUCACCACCCACGUGAUGAACCUCCUGCGUGAGCAGAGCCGGACCCGGCCCAUCUCACCAAAGGAGAUCGAGCGGAUGGUCAGCAUCAUCCACCGCAAAUUCAGCUCCAUCCAGAUGCAGCUCAAGCAGAGCACGUGCGAAGCCGUCAUGAUCCUGCGCUCCCGAUUUCUAGAUGCGCGGCGGAAGAGACGAAACUUCAACAAGCAGGCUACGGAAAUCCUGAAUGAGUAUUUCUAUUCCCAUCUCAGCAACCCUUACCCUAGUGAGGAAGCCAAAGAAGAGCUAGCCAAGAAGUGCGGCAUCACAGUCUCACAGGUAUCAAACUGGUUUGGAAAUAAGCGAAUCCGGUACAAGAAGAACAUAGGUAAAUUUCAAGAGGAAGCCAAUAUUUAUGCUGCCAAAACGGCUGUCACUGCUACAAAUGUGUCAGCCCAUGGAAGCCAAGCUAACUCACCCUCAACUCCCAAUUCAGCUGGUUCUUCCAGUUCUUUUAACAUGUCAAACUCUGGAGAUUUGUUCAUGAGCGUGCAGUCACUCAAUGGGGAUUCUUACCAAGGGGCCCAGGUUGGAGCCAACGUGCAGUCACAGGUGGAUACCCUUCGCCAUGUUAUCAGCCAGACAGGAGGAUACAAUGACGGGCUCGCAGCAAGUCAGAUGUAUAGUCCGCAGGGCAUCAGUGCUAAUGGAGGUUGGCAAGAUGCUACUACCCCCUCAUCAGUGACUUCCCCCACAGAAGGCCCUGGCAGCGUCCACUCUGAUACCUCCAACUGA
This is a messenger RNA of Emys orbicularis (European pond turtle), 1293 nucleotides long. It is a transcript of the gene PBX1, whose product is annotated as PBX homeobox 1. Bases 1 to 1293 code for a protein of 430 amino acids. The transcript has 9 exons. Gene Ontology annotation, cellular component: nucleus. The record is from RefSeq and is a predicted model, not a curated record. NCBI's taxonomy places the organism in Eukaryota, Metazoa, Chordata, Testudines, Emydidae. Gene Ontology annotation, biological process: regulation of transcription by RNA polymerase II; brain development; animal organ morphogenesis. Gene Ontology annotation, molecular function: DNA-binding transcription factor activity, RNA polymerase II-specific; RNA polymerase II cis-regulatory region sequence-specific DNA binding.